UGUCUUUUGUGCGUAGCAGCUUAGAUAUAGACUUUAGUUGGUUUUUCCCAGUUGGUCGAAACCCUCUUCCCAUACACACACACACACAAAAAAAAAAAAAAGAGUAGUGAAGAAGAAGAAGAAGAUGACGAUGAUAAGUUGGUUGGAAGGGUGUCCAUGGUGGAAGAUGCAGAGGUUAGGAUGGUGUGUGUGGAUGGUGGUGGUGGCGGCGGUGGUGGUCAGAGCCCAGGGCCAAACCCAACCCUCUACUCAUCCCGACGAAGCGAGGGCGUUGAAUUCGAUAUUUGGGGCGUGGAAGAUAAAGGCUACCAAUGCAUGGAACAUCAGCGGCGAACUCUGCAGCGGUGCCGCCGUCGACGACAGCGUCGCCAUCGACAUCUCCGCUUUCAACCCUUUCAUCAAAUGCGACUGUUCCUUCCUCAACUCCACCCUCUGCCGCAUCACCGCUCUGAAGGUUCGUGGGAUGGAUGUUGCUGGACCAAUUCCUGAAGAGCUGUGGACUUUGGUUUACAUCUCAAAUCUCAACCUAUUCCAGAACCGGCUUACAGGUUCCCUGUCUCCUGGCAUUGGAAAUUUGACUCGCAUGCAAUGGCUGACUUUCGGGGCCAAUGCCAUGUCAGGACCCGUUCCUAAAGAAAUUGGCCUGCUUAGCGAUUUAAGAUCUCUUGCUCUUGAUAUGAACAAUUUCUCUGGCUCUCUACCACCCGAGAUUGGGCAAUGUACAAGGCUACAGAAAAUUUACUUAGCAAGUUCGGGACUUAGCGGUGAAAUUCCUUCCACAUUUGCUAACCUUGUCGAGCUGGAAGAAGCUUGGAUGACGGAUAUCCAGCUUACGGGUCGUUUACCAGACUUUAUAGGGAAUUGGACCAAGCUUACUACGUUGAGGAUUCUAGGGAGUGGUUUGAAUGGUCCAAUACCAUCAUCAUUUGCCAAUUUAACUUCUUUGACAGAAUUGAGACUAGGUGAGAUAUCCAAUAGCAACUCUUCUCUUGAAUUCAUCAGGAACAUGAAAUCUCUAAGUGUCUUAGUAUUGAGGAACAAUAAUCUCACAGGCGUAAUCCCAUCUGAUAUUGGAGAAUACUUGACUUUGCAGCAACUUGAUUUGAGCUUCAACAGCCUAACAGGGCCGAUUCCAGCUUCCCUUUUCAGCUUAAGUCAACUUACUCACUUGUUUCUCGGAAACAACAAGUUGAGUGGCACUUUGCCCAAUCAGAAGAGUCAAUCUCUUAUCAAUAUAGAUGUCUCGUACAAUGAUUUAGAAGGAAGUCUUCCAUCUUGGGUUAGCCAACCCAACUCGCAACUUAACCUAAUAGCCAACAACUUCACCUUACGAGGUUCUAGCAGAAGAGUUCUGCCGGGACUGAACUGCCUCCAAAAGGACUUCCCCUGCAAUAGAGGCAAAGGAAUCUAUUUCAACUUUUCAAUCAAAUGUGGAGGCCCGCAGAUGAGGUCUGCAAGUGGUGUUUUGUAUGAGAGGGAGGAUGAGGUGCUUGGACCAACUUCGUUUUUUGUUAGUAAAACACAGAGAUGGGCAGCCAGCAAUGUGGGACUGUUUACUGGGAGUAACAGUAAUCAAUACAUAGCUUUUUCACAAGCCCAGUUCACCAACACUUUGGAUUCAGAGCUUUUUCAGACAGCCAGACUCUCUGCUUCCUCUCUAAGGUAUUAUGGGUUGGGGCUGGAAAAUGGAGGCUACACUGUGAUGCUUCAGUUUGCUGAAAUUCAGAUACAAGGUUCUAACACCUGGAGAGGUCUUGGAAGGCGAUUUUUUGACAUCUAUAUUCAGGGAAGACUUGUUGAAAAGGAUUUUGAUGUACAUAGAACAGCCAAUGGUUCUAAUACCCGAGCAGCCCAGAGUGUAUAUAAAGCAAAGGUAUCGGAGAAUUACCUCGAAAUCCAUCUUUUCUGGGCUGGAAAAGGGACAUGUUGUAUUCCAGCUCAAGGGACUUAUGGGCCAAUCGUCUCAGCCAUCACUGCAACACCAGAUUUCAUACCGACUGUCAGUAAUACGACGCCAUCAGAGGACAAUAACAGAACUGGCACCAUUGUGGGUUCUGUUGUUGGAGUUGGAAUCGCAAUUUUCUUGACAAUUGUGUUCGUCUUCAUCAUCAGAAGGAGAAGAAAGCAGUACAGAGAUGAAGAAGUGUUACUUGGAAUGGACAUAAGACCAUAUACUUUUAGUUAUUGGGCACUCAGAAGUGCAACUCAAGAUUUCAACCCCUCGAACAAGCUCGGAGAGGGAGGUUUUGGGUCUGUUUAUAAGGGGAAACUCAGUGAUGGAAGGGAGGUAGCCGUGAAACAAUUGUCAGUUGGAUCAUGGCAAGGCAAGAGCCAAUUUUUUGCAGAGAUUGGCACUAUAUCGACUGUUCAGCAUCGCAACCUUGUAAAGCUGUAUGGAUGUUGCAUCGAGGGAGAUCAUCGUUUGCUCGUGUAUGAGUACCUCCCGAACAAAAGUCUCGAUCAUGUACUAUUUGGUAUGCAUAGAAACGCCAUUGAUAUACCGUCACCUUUUCUGCACAAAAGUAAGAACACUCAUCAUGCACUUGUGAUUGGCUUGUUGGAUGUUGCAGGGGAGAAAACUUUAUAUCUUGAUUGGGCAACCCGUUUUGAGAUAUGCUUGGGAGUAGCCAGAGGGUUAGCUUAUCUGCAUGAAGAGUCGAGGCCGCGUAUAGUGCAUAGAGAUGUGAAAGCCAGCAAUAUUCUGCUUGACUCAAAUUUGGUCCCAAAAAUUUCUGAUUUUGGGUUGGCGAAACUAUACGAUGAUAAGAAGACACAUUUAAGUACCAAAGUUGCAGGGACGAUUGGAUAUCUGUCACCAGAGUAUGUGAUGCUUGGGCACCUAACAGAGAAAACGGAUGUGUUUGCAUUUGGAGUUGUGGCUCUAGAAAUUGUAAGUGGAAGGCCCAACUUCUGUGGGGAAAUAGAUGAUGAAAGGAAAUAUCUUCUGGAAUGGGCAUGGAACCUACACGAAAGGAAGAGUGCAGGGGAGAUAGUCGAUAGAAGACUAAAAGAAUGGGAGGAAGAAGAGGUGGAACGAGUGAUAGGAGUAGCUCUGCUGUGCACUCAGACAUCUCAUGCCUUAAGACCAACAAUGUCAAGAGUGGUGGCCAUGUUGUCCGGAGAUGUCAAGGUUAGUGCUGUGAAUUCCAAACCAGACUAUUUGAACGCUACAAUGUUUGAGAAUAUGGAGAGCAGCAGCACAACUGGAUGUUCUGUGGGAAGCUGGGCAUUGCCUGUCACUCCUACUAAGCCGGAAGAAAAAGUUUAAAGUUCAGCUCAAUUUGUUGUGUGCAUAUAUUUUGAUCGGCUUGGCUACAAUGAAUAAAUGUAUGAAUGGUGGGGCUGUUUUUUUUUUGGUUUUUGUUUUUGUGGCAAUGUUGCAAGGUAACCUAAGCAUGUAUGACUUCGAGCUUCGAGCUCCUUGGUCAUCGGUAUGUCUGUUCGCUGGUUAUGCGUUCAAUUAAACUUUCGAAAAAGUAAGAUGCUUGCCUUU
Tarenaya hassleriana is the source of this 3493-nucleotide messenger RNA. Its product is annotated as probable LRR receptor-like serine/threonine-protein kinase At1g56140. Gene Ontology annotation, molecular function: ATP binding; protein binding; protein kinase activity. Lineage: Eukaryota; Viridiplantae; Streptophyta; Magnoliopsida; Brassicales; Cleomaceae. Gene Ontology annotation, biological process: protein phosphorylation. The transcript has 23 exons. The coding region runs from base 125 to 3268 and encodes 1047 amino acids. The record is from RefSeq and is a predicted model, not a curated record.